AUGAGCUCUUCAUCGUCACCGUUCUCUCCAAAACACCAGUCGGCGCAAUCUGCACAAAUUAAAACCACUCCAGCCGAAUCUGCGCAACAACCUCUGCCUUCUCAGCAACAAGAAACACCUCAAAAAUCUUCUCCCAUUCAAAAUAAUAAUAAUAAUAAUAAUAAUAAUAGUAAUAAUACCUCUAUGACGACUUCUUCUGUUCCUUUAAAUGCCACGGCGCAAGAAGUGCCCGCGCCAACCUCAUCCGCGCCAACCACAUCUGCACCAACCACAUCCGCGCCAACUGCAACUGCACCAGCUGCAACUGCAACACCAUCAGCUCCGGCUUCAACUUCGGCUCCGGCCUCGGCUUCGGCUUCGGCUUCGGCUUCGGCUCCAGCUGCUGCUGCAACUCCACCAUCUUCGUUGACCGCUGGAGCUGCAAGUGCUUCAGCAGCUGCUGCUAAUGCAACAUCUUCAACAAUUUGUCAAAACUGCCAAACUUCUACCACUCCUCUUUGGCGGCGCGAUGAAAGUGGGCAAAUUCUGUGUAACGCAUGUGGUCUUUUUCUUAAACUUCAUGGCCGACCAAGACCCAUCUCGCUUAAAACCAAUGUCAUCAAGUCGCGCAAUCGUACCCGCAAUAAUACGACUCAUGCAAAUAAACGUAAUGCACACGCAAAGUCAGCUAACUCGCCGCUCCACUUGGCCAACUCACCUUCGUUUGCAGCUAUUUCACCUCACUUACUUCCUCACGGAUCGCCUCUCAUGACCGGAAUCCAUGGCCAUGGUCCGAUCCCUGGACUUUCGCCAAGUAUUUACCAAUCUCCAGGUGGACCGGGACCCGCAGGAUCAGCCGGAAUGCUCCCUCACCACCCGCACCAUCCGCACCAUCCACAUCAUCCCUAUUCUACCGGAUCACCUGCUCUACGUGCUGCAUCAGGCUCUCAUCCAGAUAUGAUGCCUGUAGACCAUCUACAAAUGUCUUUGGCAGCGGGAUCACCUUCGAUGGGCCCGGAUCACUACCCUGGGUCAUACCAUCAUCCUCAUUCUAGUCCAUAUAUUCAUCCUCAUCACCAUCCUAUGACUUACCAACAACAACAGCUACAAGGACCUCCACCACCGGGACCACCUCCCAUGACUGGGAAUUACCAUGGAUCUGGAAGUCCAAUGCUACAUCCAUCAAGUGGCUACCCAAGUCAUCACCCAGUCAUGCAGCAACGCGGUCCUCCUGGCUCUAAUAACUCUUCAAACUCGACGCCAUCAACUCCAUCAACCUUUUUUGCAGAUGCUCCAAAACACAGCCCAGCAUCACGCGCAACAAUAGACAAGCAAAUCAUGCAGUAUAACCCAACCCUCCCUGCAUUAUCAGUCAUGUCAUCUUUGACGACAGCCAAGUCUUCACUGCCCUCCUCCUCCUCCUCUUCAUCAUCAUCAUCGAUUCCUAUAAACAAUGGAGGAUCGAAACCUCCGACCCCAAAGUUCCUUGGAAUUUCACCAAAUCCUAAACUUCCAGCCUUGUCUUCGUUAACUGCAGCUGCAGGUAUUGAUAUGAAACAGGGAAACAAUAAAUCCAGUAACAUUAACAACUCGAAAGAAUCGGGACAUGUAGCAGCAUCUUUCUCCAACUCUGCUGCACCUCCCAUUCUUACUCCUCAGUCGAGACCUCAGUCGCCUAGCAUGAGCGUGCCACCGACUUCUGCAUCAGUUUAUGGUCUUAAGGACCCAGGUUCAGGUAUGCAACAAGUCCCCGGCUCUGCUUCGCGUGGGGGGCCCAUGAGUGAACAGCUAAGACCUCGCAGCAGUCCAGGCGAAGAUCAACUUGAUAAGAUUCCGUCUCUGCGCCAUAUCAUGGCGGACUGGAGUGGGAAUGGUAAUAACUCUUUAAACAAUCAAAACAACGGCACUCAUAAUAGCAAUAGCAAUAGCAAUAGCAAUAACAACAACAACAGCACUUUAGGUAGACCAAGUGGUUUGCCACCUCUCUCGUCUCAUGUUGAAAAUGGAUCUACAGGCCGUGUUUCAUCUUCUGGUAAAUUACCGGAAGAUUAUUCGGCACUAAAGUCUCGUGUGACGGAACUGGAGCUGGUCAACGACUUGCUUGCUAGUAGAGUUAAGCAACUUGAAGCCUCUGAGAGUCGGAUCCGAGACUCUGAGAUGGCGCUACGUAGUAGGGUUUCUCAGCUGGAGGAUACGUUGCAUAUCUACGAACGCGAGAAAGAGCGAGCACGGGUGGCGCAACUAGAAGAUUCUCUGCGAGAAAAGGAGCGUGAGCUUGAAAAGCGCCGUUUAUUUGAGACAAACACUAUAAAACCAGACCGUGCGCGAUCACUUUCGCCUCCUCCUCGUCGAGUUUCUCAACAAGAUGUUAAUGUGGCUUUGGGAUCAGAGUCUGGGUAUUCAAAACGGUUUGAUGCACCUACGUCUACAAGUAGCGAACCUAACAAGGAAUCUUCUGGACUUCCUUCAAGUGCCAGUGGACCAACUACAAGCUUAUGGUAUGCCUCUAUUGCAGCUACAGCCAAUGCAAAUGGCAACGGCAUGGGAGGCUUUGCAAGCCCAUGCUUUGGGCCUUUGGGGAUGACACGUGGAGUUGGAGCUCCACGGUCUGCUGGUUUUAGUGGAAGCAUCAAUAACAAUGUCACUGGUAAUGGGGGCGUCAACAGUGGCGUCAACAGCAGCAGCAGCAACAGCAGCAGAAGCAGCAACAAUAACAACAAUAACAGCAACACCAAAAACAAUAGCUCAGAUUCUUCUUACACCCGGUUCCCUAAAAGAAAUGGAGCUAUGGUAGUUCCUAGCCCUGUAUUUACUCCUUUAAAUGGUCUUCAUCGUGUUACAGAUGAUAUUGACAUUAAGCCUCUUCCAAGUAUGAGUAAUAUUGAGAAGCGGAUGGAGAUAAAAGCAGAAAAGCGCGCAUCUACAGUUAGUCCUCAAAUUAGUCCGUUGAUGAGCACUGCGGUACCGGUUUUGAGUGGAGCACAAAAGCGGACGAGCAGUAACAUGUUAGUUGAGGGCAAUGGCGAUACUAUGAGUGCAAGUGACGCCAACAAGCAUACAAAGUCAGUUUUACCACAGACUUCUUUUAACAAGAUUGCUGACAUUUUGUCACCUUCAGUGGCUAAUUCAUCAUCCUCAUCCUCAUCCUCAUCAUCAUCUACUUCUUCUUCAACUCAAGUGAAUCCUAAACCAGUUGGAGUUUCUAAUAAUGGUAGAGAUGAGGACGAGGUUAUGGCCCGAUCACCUCGGAAAAAGAUUCGACUUUCGUCGAUUGUACAAUAG
Messenger RNA from Magnusiomyces paraingens, 3261 nucleotides. RefSeq lists its product as uncharacterized. NCBI's taxonomy places the organism in Eukaryota, Fungi, Ascomycota, Dipodascomycetes, Dipodascales, Dipodascaceae. Bases 1 to 3261 code for a protein of 1086 amino acids. The record is from RefSeq and is a predicted model, not a curated record. Gene Ontology annotation, biological process: regulation of DNA-templated transcription. The transcript has a single exon. Gene Ontology annotation, molecular function: zinc ion binding; sequence-specific DNA binding.